AUGCCACCUGCACCUUCCAACAAGUUUGUUCGCUUGUCCAAGGACGACGGAUGGAACGCUCGCAAGCGCUCCGUCUCUCCUGCAAACCUCGCACGCGCUUCCUCGUCGUCUUCAAGGCGACUGGUCGCAACUUCGUCGCUCACCCUGAGCCCAGAGUCCGAGUGCGAGCAGCCCUUUGUGCCGCAGCGCUCUGACGAUGGCCUCUACUACGAGACCGAGUACCGUGACGAGAUCAUCAAGUGGAUGCUCGAGAUGGAGACCCAGACCCAGCCUUCCACCGACUUGAUCGACCAGCAGCCCGAGAUUGAGUGGCACAUGCGCCCCUUCCUCAUCGACUUCAUCGUCGAGAUGCACGAGCAGUGGCGUCUCCGCCCCGAGGUGCUCUACCUGGCCGUCAACAUUGUCGACCGCUACUGCUCGCGCCGUGUCGUCUACCGCCGGCAUUACCAGCUCAUUGGUUGCGCCGCUCUCCUCAUCGCUUCCAAGUUUGAAGACUCGAAGGACCGCGUGCCACCUAUCCGGGAACUGUUCGACGUCUGCUGCGAGUCUUACGAGCCCUCGUCGUUUGUGCAGAUGGAGUCGCACAUGCUCAACACCAUCCACUGGGUGCUCGGCCACCCGACCACCGAGGCCUGGCUUCGCUACUUUGUCAAGUCGCCCAGCGUCACACAGAGCGAGGACGCCCGCGUCCAGAACACUGCCCGGUUCAUCAUGGAGCUCUCCCUCUUCCACCGCCAGUUUGUCGACGCUCGUCCAUCGGUCGUGGCAUGGGGUGCCCUCUCGCUCGCCCGCUUCAUCUGCGGCAAGCGACGUCGCCCCGCACCCGAGUGGUUCACUGCUACCGACCUCCAGCUCGCGGCCGACGUCACAAAUCAGUUUGACGACAUGUUCCACGACCGCCUCGACCGCGUGUCCGAGAUCAUCAUCCGCAAGUACUCGAUCCCCCACUACCAGCGCGCCUCGACCAUUGUCCGCGAAUUCUACCUCUCGGGCCGUCGGUUCAAGGUCUACCCCGAGCUCCCCCUCACGCCCUUCACCCCCGUGCCCUCGACCCCGGGUCUCACAUCGUCGUCGUGGUCCUCGAGGCGCAUGGCCGCCGUUAGCCCCGGCAGCACUGUCAGCUGCGCGUCGUCGGAUGCCGGUGACGAGCCCAUGACCCCCAUCUCAUCGCAGCUGGGUGUCGUCGGUGUGGUCGCCGCCGUCCCGGCCAUUGACUAUGUCUCCGCAAAGGAGAACAUGCCACCAGCCGGCGAGGAGCGCCUUGCCAAGAGGUCAAUGCCACCACCGGCUGUCCCUUCGCGUCCCGCACUCCACACCAUCCACUCGUCAUCGUACAUGACCGCAUCGCUCGGCGUCCCCACCAACCGCAGCAUCCGCCGUCUCAGCAAUUGA
Messenger RNA from Apiotrichum porosum, 1392 nucleotides. RefSeq lists its product as uncharacterized. NCBI's taxonomy places the organism in Eukaryota, Fungi, Basidiomycota, Tremellomycetes, Trichosporonales, Trichosporonaceae. Gene Ontology annotation, biological process: regulation of cyclin-dependent protein serine/threonine kinase activity; mitotic cell cycle phase transition. Gene Ontology annotation, molecular function: cyclin-dependent protein serine/threonine kinase regulator activity. The record is from RefSeq and is a predicted model, not a curated record. The coding region runs from base 1 to 1392 and encodes 463 amino acids. The transcript has 2 exons. Gene Ontology annotation, cellular component: nucleus; centrosome; cytoplasm.